UGACACUGGCUCCAGUACUCUGGUAUUAUAAGAAGGAGCUACAGCAAAUUGAAGCGAAGAAGAAGAAGGAGGAGAAGAAGGUUGAAGUUGAAGUAAUUUACUAAUUUUCAGUUGCAGUUGCAUCACUGAAAGGAAUUGGACGAGAAAUUAGAGAAGGUGAGUGGGAAUGAGCAUAGUAGGGAAGGAGAGAAUAGAAGUGAUUGCUCAGAGCAUCGGAAUUACGAACUUGUCCCCCGAUGUCGCUCUCUCCCUCGCUCCCGACGUCGAAUACCGCCUCCGCGACAUCAUGCAGGAAUCUAUCAAGUGCAUGCGCCACUCCCGCCGCACCACUUUAACCGCCGACGAUGUUGACAGCGCCCUCUCCUUGAGGAACGUCGAGCCUAUAUAUGGAUUUGCAUCUGGUGGUCCUUUACGUUUCAAGAGAGCUCUCGGACACAGAGAUUUGUUCUAUAUUGAAGAUAAGGAUCUUGACUUAAAAGAUGUCAUUGAAGCUCCUCUACCGAAAGCGCCACUUGAUACUGCGGUCACCUGCCACUGGCUUGCAAUUGAAGGUGUACAGCCUGCUAUCCCGGAAAAUGCUCCUGUAGACGAUAUCUCGUUUUUCAUCUUGUAAUUUAUUUACUUUUAUGAUUUCUUGCAGCUGUAUUUUGAUAAAGUGACUGAGCUAACUUUGACUCAGUCUGAGUCGGUUCUGUUUAAGGAAGCAUUAGUAAGUUUGGCCACUGAUUCAGGACUUCAUCCAUUAGUUCCUUAUUUCACAUGCUUUAUAGCAGAUGAGGUUUCUCAUGGUUUGAGUAAUUUUUCUCUUCUAUUUGCCUUGAUGCGAGUUGUUAAAAGCAUUCUGCAAAAUCCUCAUAUUCAUAUCGAACCUUAUCUGCACCAGCUGAUGCCAUCUGUUGUCACCUGCCUUGUGGCCAAAAGGUUGGGUAGUAGAUUGGCAGACAACCAUUGGGAACUUAGAGACUUUACAGCUAACCUGGUCGCCUCAAUUUGCAAAAGGUUUGGUCAUGUUUAUAGUAAUCUACAGUCUAGGUUAACAAAAACAUUGGUGAAUGCAUUCUUGGAUCCCAAGAAAGCACUGACACAACACUAUGGUGCAAUUCAAGGGUUGGCAGCAUUAGGGCCCAAUGUGGUUCGCCUUCUUUUGCUGCCAAAUGUUGAACCAUAUAUAAGACUUCUGGAACCAGAGAUGCUUCUUGAGAAGCAGAGGAAUGAAGUCAAAAGGCAUGAAGCAUGGCGUGUUUAUGGAGCCUUGCUGCGUGCUGCAGGUCAGUGUAUUUAUGAUCGACUGAAAAUAUUCCCAACUUUCCCGUCUUCUCUUCCUCAUGCUGUCUUGAAGACCAAUGCAAGAGUUCUUAUGUCUUCUUCACCUUAUAAACGCAAAGCAAGCCUUGAGCCGUUGGAAGAGCAGCCACCUUUGAAGAAAACUAAUACUGAUGGUGAGGUUGGUGUGGUUCUGACAAAUUCCUCACCGUCUCAUAAGCUAGGGGAGGCAGGGACUCAAGCCUCUUCAGUUGAUUCAAUCAUUGGCUCAUCAUCGGCUUCUGAACAGAUGAAAAAUGACACAAUUUCUAAUGCCGUAGUUAGAAGUAACAAGGUUGAUACCCGGUCAUGGAAAACAUCGGCUGCCCUUGCCCAAGUUUGGAAGGAUGAGCUGAAUUCUGGGCGUAUCCUGGUAUCAUUGUUUGAGUUGUUUGGUGAAGACAUUCUUCCCUUCAUUCAGGCCCCUGAGUUGUAUAUGUUCUUGUAACUUUGCAUGUAUUAUAGCUUUGCUCACAAUUAGAUCAUGGUUAACCCCCAGAUAUUAAUUCCGGGAGCAAACUAACAUUGCUCCUUGUCCUUGUUAUAAAAUAUAAUUUCUCUUUUCCGGUUAAUGAAAUUUCUAGUUCCUUGUUAUCC
This is a messenger RNA of Arachis duranensis, 1899 nucleotides long. RefSeq names its product transcription initiation factor TFIID subunit 6-like. Lineage: Eukaryota; Viridiplantae; Streptophyta; Magnoliopsida; Fabales; Fabaceae. Gene Ontology annotation, molecular function: transcription coactivator activity; protein heterodimerization activity; RNA polymerase II general transcription initiation factor activity. The record is from RefSeq and is a predicted model, not a curated record. Gene Ontology annotation, biological process: RNA polymerase II preinitiation complex assembly; transcription initiation at RNA polymerase II promoter. The transcript is spliced from 10 exons. Gene Ontology annotation, cellular component: SAGA complex; transcription factor TFIID complex; SLIK (SAGA-like) complex.